Messenger RNA from Daphnia carinata, 336 nucleotides. Its product is annotated as serine protease 30-like. The coding region runs from base 37 to 336 and encodes 99 amino acids. Gene Ontology annotation, molecular function: serine-type endopeptidase activity. Lineage: Eukaryota; Metazoa; Arthropoda; Branchiopoda; Diplostraca; Daphniidae. Gene Ontology annotation, biological process: proteolysis. The transcript is spliced from 3 exons. The record is from RefSeq and is a predicted model, not a curated record.
AAACAUAGCCAAACUGUUCGUGUGUUGCUGACACAAAUGCAAAUCAUGCGGUUGUCGUCGUUCUUCACAUUGCUGUCAGUUCUCCAACUUCACGUUAUCCACGGCUUCACUAACCUGGCUGAUGUGGAUUGCGGUCUAUCCAGCAUCAAAGGACGCAAGGCGAAAAUAGUCAAUGGCGACGAAACAUUUGAAGGCGAAUUUCCUUGGAUGGUGUCGCUAGUUGGUUUGCGUGGAGAGCUCAUUUGCGGUGGGGUCCUCAUUCACAAUAAAUGGGUCCUGACAGCUGCUCAUUGUAUUAGGCAAGACCAUCUUCUGUUCCCUUUUGAUUUAAACUGA